AUGUGGGGCGGAACGAUCUAUCUCACCGGAUUGGCGAAGGCGGUGGAAAAGGACGACGAACAGGCAGAGCAGAUGCUCAGGCGCGAUAUUCACUCGAUUUUGUCGUUCUUUAACCGAACUGGAUCAUUCCCGAACCUCAAGGAGUUGAAGGAAAAGACGUUUGAGUAUGUGACUGCGACAAUGGAGGAGCUGGAGCGCGUGGAUUUCUUCGAGUAUUUGGAAAGUCAGCUUUGUUGUUCUGUUUGUUGA
Messenger RNA from Blastocystis hominis, 249 nucleotides. RefSeq lists its product as hypothetical. The record is from RefSeq and is a predicted model, not a curated record. Lineage: Eukaryota; Bigyra; Opalinata; Blastocystidae. The transcript has a single exon. Bases 1 to 249 code for a protein of 82 amino acids.